Molecule: messenger RNA, 2085 nt
Organism: Acanthochromis polyacanthus (spiny chromis)
Lineage: Eukaryota; Metazoa; Chordata; Actinopteri; Pomacentridae
Gene: edn2
Product: endothelin 2
Exons: 5
Coding region: 274-786 (170 amino acids)
Biological process (GO): intracellular calcium ion homeostasis; regulation of systemic arterial blood pressure by endothelin; vein smooth muscle contraction
Cellular component (GO): extracellular region
Molecular function (GO): hormone activity; endothelin B receptor binding
Source: RefSeq, a predicted model, not a curated record
GGAAUGUGGUGGUGGCGGUUGGGGGGCAGGUGGCGUCUCACUGUGUUGUGUAACAACAGACAUGUACACAGAGGAAGGAGGGGCCAUCGUGAUGUCAGCACAGAGGCUGUAUAAGAAGGAGAUCCUGGCGGAGACUUGAACACAAAGCACCUGUUGCUGCUCUCCAGCCUCAACACACACAGAACCUCGGGGACUCUGUUCGUCUGUCAGAGCGGGAAACAGCUGCUGCCGAUUUUCCAACUCAGAACUUCAUCCACGCUCCGUUUACUGAGGAUGAUGAUGGCUUCUUCCAUGUGCAAGAUACUGACUGUAUUCAUCAUCUGCAUGGCUCUGCAAGAGGGUUGUGGACUCCCUUUAUCAGACCAGUCUGAGUUGCCAGCUCAGGCUCCACAUCGCGUCAGGACCAAACGCUGCUCCUGUAACAGCUGGGAUGAUAAAGAGUGCAUCUACUUCUGCCACCUGGAUAUUAUCUGGGUCAACACGCCAAGUAAACUCCUUCCUUAUGGCCUGGGAAGUCCCCCAUCUCGCCGCCGCCGAUCAGCCGACCGAUGUGAAUGCCUCAACUCAGCUGAUAAAAAGUGCCAUGCCUUCUGCCGUAAGAGCUCAGUAGACCCCAGCACUGAUGCCAUGGGCCAUUUGGUUCAACCUGCAAGAACAAACAGCAACAAACUGCUGGCAUCCCUCAGAUCUGCUCUUGAAAGCAACAUGGCAAUUGCAAACGGCUUCCUGUCAUCAAAGAAGAACCCUUCUGGAGUCACCAAGUUAAAAAGUAGAACACGGAGGUAGAAGACUGAUUGAAAACCUGACGCUGCUCAUCCUUCAUGAAUUCAACCUCCAUGGACUCCUCUGGCUGUCUUCAGUUCUGACAUCAGGGUUUCAAAAUAUGCCAAGACUUCUAACAGCUCUGAGGGUAUAAAAGUGGAAACCUGGAAGGCAAAAGAGACCGUGGAUCAAUCAUCUGCCCAACAAAGCAGAGCUUCGGAAGACUCAGAAGACUAAAGCCAAUGAUGAGCAAUGACGACUCUGAAUGUAGAGUCAUUUCUUGAUCUCCCCAUGAAAUUUCAAGCUGAGAAAUGAAGGACAUGGACUCUCUUGGGGACUCUCUUGAUCAAUUAGGGACCAGUAAUUUGACUUCAGUGGACUAAGCCUCUGUGUGACUCAAAUGUAUGGACAGUUUUACAUCCACAGCUGACCUCUACAGAGGAUUCUUGGAUUGUGCCACAUUCCACAGUCACAUCAACUCUACUUAUGAAGAGUUUCUCUAUAUUUAUUCAAUGUGUCUUAUGGCUUAAAACUACGCUGUCCUUGCUGACUUUUGGUUUGUUUAGGUAUUCCUCUGUAUCAGAGCUGGAAUCUGCUGUCCUGCCUAGUUUUUAGGCCAAAAUUGCUUUGUAAUUGUCAAGCAGUACUUGAAAAUGGCAGCUUGUUCACUCUUGGCAGACGGUGCUGCAGGAAAGUGAAGGUCAUUUCUUUGGGUUUUACUGAACAAACAAUUGGCUUUAUGCUGGGUCCAUUGUAAGCUCCUCUACACACACACGCGUGCAAACACACACAUACACAGUGUCUCUGUGUAUGUGUGUGUAUGUAACAACCCAUUCAUCUCUGUUAGCAGAACAACAGUAGGUCUCUAGAUGAGUCACUGAGAUUCAAUGAUAUGAAGUUUGACAGAAAAAAAUCCUAAAACCAUUGUUUUCCUCCUCUGACAUAUGCCCACUUGAUUCCUUUGUAAUUACCCAAAUGGAAACUCCUGACCGGUAUGCUGCACUUCAAAAGCCAUUUAUCUGUUGCCUGCUUUUUGUUUCUGUGCAAUGAAGCCAUUUACACCAUCUGCUCUGUUUGGCUGAACUUCUGGAAACGUGGAGACAUUAACAGUCAUUGUGACUCUGAAAAUAUCCAUCCUCAAAUAUCUAAAUGCUGUAUCUGAUGGAUAGUUUACCAGCUUUUAGUUUACUGUUGAUCAUAAAUGAUAGCAACAAUUGUAAAUAAAACUAUUUAUUUAUUCUGUAACUUAUUCAGAGAUGUAUUUAUAUUUCUAUGACUGAUCCGCUGAAUUUUGUAUAAGAAAAUAAAAUUACACAAAAAUAA